UUUUAAGGAUAAUAUUGCUAGCGUAUAAUAUGCAAUGAAGGAAAAUACAAGAAGGAAAACAAAAUACAUCGCUUAAAGAGAAAGAAAGAAAUUGUUUAAAUUGGAAGCUUCUAGAAUAUAAAGAUAGCAGAAAAGAAGCCUCUAGAAAGACUAAUAUUAUCGAGUGAGGGGAGGAUAUCCUCUUUCCCACCGGAAACAGGAAUACUAAUCCAAAUGGUAAACUACCUCAAUCUACCACCGCCACCCUUCCCCUAUAUAAACAAAUAGAAACCCACAAUUCUCAUAACAACAAGAAGAACAAGCCUCUUGACCAAACAGAAGAACAAGAACCGAACAAAAGAUCGAGAAGAAAGUCAACAUGAACAUGGAGCCUCCAAUGUGCGCAAAGGGCUGUGGCUUUUAUGGCUGUGUCGAAAACAAGAACAUGUGCUCAAAGUGCUACAAAGAUCAUGUAAAACAAGAGAAUCUCAAUGCUCAGUCGACCACGGUGGCUUCAUCAGUGGAAAAAACUGAUCUGGGUUCCAUCGCUAGAGGAAUUUCCUUGCUUUCUUUUCAAGAUUCAGAUGAUUCAGUUUCUAAUACUAAUACUAGUGAUAUUGAUAAUAAUAGUGGAUCAAAGAAAAACAGGUGUGAAAGUUGCAACAGAAAGGUUGGAGUGUUGGGGUUUGAAUGCCGUUGUGGUGGAGUGUUUUGCGGAAAGCAUAGGUAUCCAGAAACACACUCGUGCAAUUUGGAUCUCAAGAAGGCUGGAAGAGAUGUUUUGGCCAAGCAAAACCCUCUUUGCAAGGGUGACAAGCUGCAGUGCAGGAUUUAGAGACAGAAUAUCAAUAUUUUGCAUGUUAUAUAUAGCUAGGCUUCAAGACUUGUAUUUUGUGCACUUUAUUUUAUUAAAUAUAAUAAUGAAGUAAUUGAACUCGGUA
This is a messenger RNA of Prunus persica (peach), 920 nucleotides long. Its product is annotated as zinc finger A20 and AN1 domain-containing stress-associated protein 9. Gene Ontology annotation, molecular function: DNA binding; zinc ion binding. The record is from RefSeq and is a predicted model, not a curated record. Bases 359 to 814 code for a protein of 151 amino acids. The transcript has a single exon. Lineage: Eukaryota; Viridiplantae; Streptophyta; Magnoliopsida; Rosales; Rosaceae.